Messenger RNA from Pocillopora meandrina, 12146 nucleotides. NCBI's taxonomy places the organism in Eukaryota, Metazoa, Cnidaria, Anthozoa, Scleractinia, Pocilloporidae. The record is from the annotation of a GenBank genome assembly.
AUGCCGGCGAUCGGUGUUAUUUACCCUCCGCCGGAGGUGAGAAGUAUCUUUCCUUAUGUAUGCAACGUUUUUGUGGUCAUACAAUAAGGCGUUGUCUACGUCGUAUUUCACUCAUAAGACGUUACGUUGUAGGAACACUAUUUGUCUCGUUGCUUUUAUUUUGACUUUGCUUCGUUUACCUAGGAAAUAUCAAAGUAAAUGAAAGUUACGUUACCUUCGAAAAGUCCUGUUAUGAUCGUGUAAAUGCUGCUUAAGUGAAUUAACUUCCCCCGAACGAAGCGAAGCUCUUUCAUAACUAGUCUGUUAUAGGGGUAUUUUGUUCAUAGUAGAUAAAUCAUAUACAUGUAAACCUUAACUUGAUGCUCAGAUAUUGUUGACAAGACUGCGAGCUUUGUUGCUAGAAACGGUGAGUAGCAAUUCAUAGUAUGUCAAUAGAUCGACAUUAGACGUAAGAAUUUAAAUUACUGUAAUUGCAUGUUUAGAUCAUACACGUCUGAAUGAUUGUAAAGAUGCUGUGAAUACGAGUGAGGUCUUGGUUGACACGCUAGUAUUUGAUUAGAUGACCAUAAAUUAUUUUCAUAGGUGCAAGUUCGAAAAAAAAAAUUACCUUAAUAAAGAAACUUUUGAUUUAGUGUCAUGAGACCAAGGAAUCUCACUGGCCAGUAAGGAGAGAAUCUCAAGGAGCCAAUGAGAACUCAAAUGAAAAACCCAUAUUCUGCACUGCUUUAAGAAAAUGUGGUGAUCAGGUGGCAUUCAGCUUUAGGUUUGGAUUGUUUCAGUGGGAAGGGUGGUGUAAGUUUAUGUGAACAGUUAAAGAACAAAGAAAAAAACUUUGCAAUUCCAGAUUACUUUUAACACUCAAUGGGAUUUUGCUCUAAAAACACAACAGCAGUUGCCUCAGUGUAUAAUGGAAAUGCAUCCCAAGAAACUGAUAUUUUAGCAUAUAGCACUGUCUGUUCAGUGACAGUGUUCAAGUAAAAGCAUGAUUAUAAAAUACAACUGGUAACCUAGAUGUACAUGCUCACUGGGGAUUGUAGACAGUAGAAUUAUUCAGUGAGUAGACAAAAAUCUCUUUUUAACAAAUGGCUUAUGUGUUGCCAUGUAUCUGUUCAAUAAUAGACCAAGGAUGACUUUGAAAUGUGAUUGGAACAGCAAAAACGUUUUUCUUAGCCUAGUGGUUCUUGAUGUUGUCUGUGAUCUAUUGCUGCACAGAUACAUAGAAAAAUGGAAUCCAUUUGUUUAAUAUAAUAAAGAAAAAUACUUUGUCAUUGUCAUCUAUGCAUCAGUCCUGUGAUAAAUCAUAGAUAAGAAGCAAUCAAAAUCAAUGCAUCCUUCUGCUUAUUACAGCUGUGUAUAUGUUUAGUUAAAUUUUUAUGUGCUGAGUUUUUUGGUUUUUAGAAAGGGAGAACAUCCCCCUGUUACUUUUCACUGUUCCUAAGUCACUUCAUUUGUGAUUACACUGCUUUGAGAAAAGGGAAUUGUGUGAGUAGUUUUUGAAUCUGCUAGAUUGUCAUUGUUAUUUGUUUGUUGCAGGACCGGAAUUUGAAUCACGAAUCAGACAGAAUGAAAUAAACAAUCCUAAAUUUAAUUUCCUGAAUCCUGGAGAUCCCUACCAUGCGUACUUCCAACAAAAAGUUACAGAGAUUAAAGAGCAGGAUGACAAAGGUGAGUAAAAAGAACAUGAUACAGAUCAACUUGAAUAAUUUGAAAAGAAAAAGAGAAUCACAAGAAUCACCAGUAUGUGAUUAGUGAUUUAUGGACUUAUCUUUGGUAGAGGGUUUGGACAGUGCUGUAAAGAGAGCUGUAGCUUUCCACUGAUGUGACUCAGGUCUGAUGAGGGUUUGAAUUUUGGACUCAAAGGGUCUCAAAGUGACUAAGUGUCUUUGUUGCCAAGGGUUUUUUUGUUUUUUGUUCCACGAGACCCGGCUCUCUCAACACUAAAUUUUUACCUGGAAUCACUGGGGGCAAUUUUUUCCUUGAAAAUUCCACAAUUGUGAUACUUGAUUAAUACAUUUUUGAUAUUAUCAUAUGUCUUGUGCCAAUCUGUAGUUCAAACUAGAUCAGAAGUACCUACCUGCAAUCAAACUGGACAUGGAAUUUCAUUUCGGAACUUUAUUUUACAUACAUGUACAUGCAGUUUUUGAAGCUAUUAAUAGUAUAAUCCACAAACUAUAUGAUACCUAAAGAAAUUCAAUAUAUGAUGUUUUCAUCAGAACCAGAGGCCAUCCCAGCAGCUCCUGCUCCACAGAAGGUAGAAACACAAGGAUGUUUAAUAACUACAAUAUUGACCCUUAUUGACCCUUUCACUUCUAGGAUCUGAGAGAAAAUUCUCUAAAUGGAGGCCAAACAAUAUAGAUCUUUCAGAAUUAAUCUUGAGAAUUGGUUGUUACAGCCUGAUGUGAUACCUGUUUGUAAGUUGACAGUACAGAAUUAAAACUCAACACUCAAUUCUCCAAAGUUUAGUCAACUAAAUCUUUUCCAGCCUCCAUGAUGACCAAAAGUGUCACAGCUUGGAGUGCUUCAGAAAGGCAGUGAGAUUGCUUUGCAAAACUCAAAAUGGUGAUGUUCAUCGUCAAUUUUUAAGCAUUGUCAAGGAUGAAUGAAUGGGUAGCUGCACACUUUGAUCAUUUGAACUCUAUUUCUCUUUGAUUUUAGCCAAAGCCUCUGAUGCAGAUCCCAGUGACAAUUUCAGAGCCACCUGUACCUAAAGAACCUCCCCCAGAGUUUGAAUUCAUGGCUGAUCCACCAUCUAUAUCUGCAUUAGAUCUGUGAGUAAACUUAAAAUUUGUAUUUUACUAAAUGCAUGCCUUUCUCUCUAGAGUUGUGUACAUUUACAAUCAGUAACCUUAGGUGUAUUUUACUAUAAAUUGUUGUUAUUGUACUUGAUCUUAAUACAAUCUGUUUACUGAUAAUCCACUGAAAACUGACUGGCAUGUUACUGCUGUUCAGUUGGUACUGAUACAAUGUACAUGUGCUUGUAGCCCUAGCUUUCUGAAAUAUUCUCCCCAAGAUACUGUCACUGUACAGUAAAUUGUUGAAUUCUUAUGACAAGACUUGCCAUGCAUUGCGUCUUUAAUUCACCUCAAUGAAAUAUUUUUGAAGGAAUCAAUUCAGUUGGUAGCUAUAAACUGAGAGUUUUAAUUAAUCCUUUCUGGUCCACUGGUGACCAAGGAGGAAAUUUUCAUUACCUAGUACACUUCCAAUCAGGAAAUUUGAUAGGAGGAAAGAAAUAUAUCAACUGGGGAAUAUUUUUUGAUUUAACACCGAAGCAAAGCAUAAGCAAAAGUAAGGAAAAACACUGUAAGAUGGUGUAGAGAAUUGAUAUAAAGGUACAUGUAGGUCUUGGGAGUGAAAAGGUUAGUAACUCACUCAAUAACUUUUCUGAUUAAUGCAAAUCAUUGCUUUAUAUUCCUUUGAAACACGCAGGAAUAUCGUUAAACUGACUGCACAGUUUGUGGCAAGGAAUGGACGUCAGUUCUUAACUAAUCUCAUGAACAGAGAGCAGGUACUUUUGCCAUGAGACACUUCACAAACAUGAGACAAUUCAGUUACCAUAAAAACCCACAGAUAAGCCGCACCUUUUUUCCAAAAAUUGUUGCUAGAAAUUGGGGGUAAACUUAUCUGCGGGAGCAUUUGAAAAAGGUGUUGUGAAUGUUUUCCAUUUUCGCGUGCGAUCUAAUGCUUGGUUACUAAGCUUCGAAUGUUCUGCUCGUGUUCCUGUUGUUAUGCAAAAAUCUAUGAAAAACUGUGUUGAAUGAAGAAAUUCUUGUCAACAAAUAACAGAAAAAGGUCAAUCAUAUGGCAAAGUUGGUAGAAGUGAUGUUCAUUAUGAGCAAGACUUUGAAGUAUUUUCCAUUGCAAUGUUACAUGUAAUAGUGGGUUUAUGUUCAAUGGACAGUGGAUUAAGAAGACUUCUCAAGACUCAACUUUGGAUUUUUUUUUAUUUCUUUCAAAAAACUUUUUUUUCCAAAAUUUGAGCUGCUAAAUUCAGGGUGCAGCUUAUCUGUGGGUUUUUUAUGGUAUUCAUGCACUAUUAAAAACAUUAUAUAUCUUGGUUAGUAUGUGCAUUAUGAUUGGUCAAUUUAGCAUGCCAUAUUCCAGUGUAUGGCCCACUGAAUUCAAAAGUUUGUUUGAAUUGAAAUCUUCCCUCUCUAUUUGAACCCAGAGAUAUGAUAAAAAUCUUACUAACCUUGUCUGUACUGUUAGUUACCUUGUUUUUUUUCCAUUCAGAUUUAUGGCCUGGACUAGCUUUAUGACUUUAAGUGUCCAAGUUGUUGACUAUUGCUGCUAUGUAGUAGCCAAAACUUUCUACUUGUCGUGGAAUCAAAAUGAUAUCAUUUUGGGUCCCUUAGUAAUGAUGAUAACACUCAUAGAAACUUGAUUUAGACUGAAAAGACUGAUCAUAGGGAAAACGCUGGUGUAAACUUGUGAUCAGUAUAUAUAAAUGAUAAUGAGAGACUUGCUCCUCUUACCAGAAUGAUAAUGAUAUCUUAGAUUUUUGAAAGAGCCAUGGUGACAUGCUGUUACAAUCUUUAUUUAUUUUGCAGAGAAACUAUCAGUUUGACUUCUUACGGCCACAGCACAGUUUGUUCAACUAUUUCACCAAGCUUGUGGAACAGUAUACAAAGGUGAGAUUUGCCUCAAGAUGAAUUUACUUGUUCAGGGCCUUGUAGAAAAUGGCAUCAUUCCUUCUUCAUUGUAUUUUCAUAUGAACAUGAUCAUUUACUGCAAUAGGAGUGAUAACUGUAUUGAGUAAAUCUUACAUUUUGUCAGGUUUUGAUUCCCCCAAGUGAUAUCAAAGAGAAGUUGCAAAAGGAUGCUUAUAAACCCAAAGAGGUAUCAGAACUGUUUACUAUGUUUUGACAAAGUUAAAAUCAUUUCUUAAACAAUGACUCUCAUACUUAAGCAAAUCUUUAUUAAGCAAUAAACCAUCUUUCUACUGGUUUACAAAAUUACCAAAGCUAUAGAAAGAGCAGAACCUUUUUUUCGAGGGUAUAUCAUGAUAUGCACAUGGAAACUGGAAAGGCAACCAAUUUCCUCUGCAUUGUAUUGUAAAAUAGUAAAAAAAAAGUUCCCCCUGGAAAUUGUGAGACUUUUUUUCUCAUGCACCAUUAACAUAGAUCCACCAAGAUAUUCAAAAUAUUAGUAAACUAUCUUGGUUUUAAUUAAAGAAAACUUUUAGUACAUGUAUGUCUGGUGACAAGCUUCUGUGUAUUCUAAUUGUCAGUCAGAGAAGCUGAGAUACUUUGCAUCUUUUUAGAUUCUGGAUCGUGUCAUGUACCGUGUUGAGUGGAUUAAACAGCAAGAAAGAGAAAAAAAGAAAUUAGAGGAUGAAAAAGAAAAAGAAAGAGGUUGGUCUCUGUUUGAUUAACAACAGCAGCACGCAUUUACAUCUCCAUGUACUUAAGCAUUGCUGUGAAACUUAGAAUCAGAGAAUCAUUGUUGUUGAGCCUUUCUCGCAAAUUUGGAAAUGACAAGAAUACAAUCUUAUUUAUAUGGCUUCUCUGAAGGGAAAUAUACAUGUGCGUGUAACCUCAAUAGCAAGAAUGAUUACAAUUUUAAUAUUUCGUAUUGAAAAUUGCAAGUCAGUGCAGCUCAUAUGAUGAGACAUUCUGAUAUGUAUAUACACAUAAUGACGUUUUAUGGGCAGAUAGACAAAACGCUUUACUUUUCUUUUAGCAGUUUGUUUCCAUUUCAGAGUUAACUCUGGUUUUAGAGUUCUUUUUGAAAAUAAUUUUACUUUCUUGUUGCAUGUUUAUGCCAAAUAGUUUGUUCUGAGUAUGGUAGCUAUCAAGGUCUCUCCUGUUAGUGCAAUCUUUUCUUACUCCUGGUGAGUUGCGGGAGUUUCAUGUGUCUAUUAAAAUUUCUCCACUGGCUCAAAGUUGAUUUGUAGUGAUCAGUUGAAUAGGAAACUAUUAUAUUCUCACAAUAAUCCUUUCCCUUCUUGCAAAAUAUAGUUGCAUUUGCAUCAGUGGACUGGCAUGACUUUGUUGUGGUGGAAACAGUGGAAUUUAAAGACAACGAAACAGGUUGGUUUCUCACAUUACAUUUCUACAAGAGUAAAACCCUCUAACUAUGAUAUCCCGACAUUAUCCAGCAUUCAGGUUGUGAGGAUAUUUAAACUUAUCAGAUAGAUUCUAUUAUCUUGAUCUAGCAAAAAUUAUUGUAAUUAAUUUACAGGUGAUGUGUAUUGGCAAGAAGGGCGAAUUAACAAUCGGAUCUCGGGAAUUAAAGAGUUCAUUGUGUGAUGUGGAAAACACAUGGAAUGAGUGAUCUGCUUGACAAAAUGCUGUUUUUAGGUUGUCAGUAAGAGAGACAGCCACCAUUAUUGGUAGUCCUAGUUUCACAGCUGUCUAAGGGGAAAGCCGCUGAAAACCUGCGUGGAAAAGAACUAUGAAACAAACAAAAUUUUACACUUGCAGAUAAAACUUACUCUUUUGAAGCAUCUAUUUUAAUUUACUAAGAUCCUUAUAUUGUGUUGUUUUAGCCAACUUGCCUCCACCAGUAAGCAGAGAACAGCUUGGAGCCAGGAUAUUAGCGCAGGAGCGAUACGAACAAGUACAGGUGCGUACAGUACAUGUAGCUUGUGAUCAAUUUAAACUUGAUAGUGGCAUGUAGAUGCCUGUUCCAUGGUCCUUUUUAAGACCAAAACUGAAAUGUUCAUGAUUAUUUUUUUGUAGGAUGAUGGUCCUACGUCAGAUGAUAUGGAAGUCAACAUGGAUGUGGAGAUGGAAGUUGACGAACCAGAGCCGCCAUUGUUACAAGUUCCUCCACCUCCCCCUCCUAUGAAGGAUUCAACUGGGGUAAGACAAGCCUAUUUUACUACAUUCGUGUACCUAUCGAUCUACCCACAUUGCACCUACACCUUCGUCGGCAUCUUUUUAGGAGCAUGUGUAAAGAUUAAAAUUUGAAUGGGGAUUUAAACAAGACUCUUAAAAGGAGAAUGGGAGAAGAGCUCUACAAUAUGUGGUUGUCCGCGAACGCCUUAUAAGUGUGCUUCUCUUUGUGUAUGGAUCUUUUGUAAAGACUGUGACGACCAUGUUAUUUUCAUCUUUCAGAAAAACACAGACAUGAAUGAGGUGCCUCUUCCACCGAUCCCCUCUGAACCUGGCCCCAAACCGCCCCUACCUCCCACAGCCCCAGGAUCGAACAUCCAAAUCCGGAGAAAUUAUGAUCCAAAGGCUCCUAAAGCGGCUGCACCCCUGGCUCAGACGGACAAGUUCCUGAUCUCACCAAUCACAGGCGAGCGGGUUCCUGCAGAGAACAUGGCCGAGCACAUGAAGAUAAGUCUGUUGGAUCCGCGCUGGAGGGAGCAGAGAGAUAGAGUGAUGCAGGAGAAGAAGGAGCAGGAACAAGUGUUUGCUGAAGGUAAAAGCAGUGCUACUGGUCACUUUAUCUGCCGUGUAAACUCACUAUAGGGUUAGAACAAGAAACGAAGGCACAGAGAAAGGGCUCCUGGUCACGGCCUUUGGACUGUGUCAAUUUUACAAAAGCUAUUUUUAGAAAGUAAUUUAGUGUGAACAACUGAGUUGAAAACGUAAAUUAGCCACUGUAAAGGGUAAAAAAGCUGAUGUUUCGAGCGUUAGCCCUUCGUCAGAGCGAUUUAGAAAGACUCUUGAGUGGAUGCCUGUUUUCUGAGACGUCUACUUGAAGGAAAACUGAGGCUAUCUUAGGUUAGUUUUUAUGCUUAAAAUCAAUGCAGUGACGGAGCGGAACUUACGGAGCGGCAUCCGCGAAAGUGGAAUUCGGUGAAAGUCCAAAGCUCAAAACACCUUAGGUGGAAUCGAUAUUCGUUUGGUUACCAUCUUUGACGUCUGGAAGUGUAUAAAGCUUGUUCCGUCCAGGUUGCCGGCUUAGUUGUUUUUCUGUCUCCUAUUUCAACUUCUUCUUCUCCUUCUUUCUUUACUGACCGAGACGAAGCCUAGGCAAAAAUUUAUCCAAUUUCCAACCGUCUUGAGCUUUCGCUGGGUCAGUAACACAUUCAUUCAUUUUUCUGUCAGGUAUGUCAAUUGGAAGCAGUCUGAAGCAGCUGGCCGAGCGCCGUACAGAUAUCUUUGGAGCUGGUGACGAAGAGACUGUCAUCGGUAAGAAGAUCGGAGAAGAAGAUAUCCGAAAACCAGAGAAGGUCACGUGGGAUGGUCACACUGCUUCCAUGGCGGCCACUUCACGCUUGGCUCAACAAGGCGUGACAAUUGAACAACAGAUCGAGGCCAUACACAAAUCGAAGGGACUCACGUGAGUAUUAACUUAAAACUGAGCUCCAUUUUGUGCAAGAUACUCAUCAGCGGACAUAAGUUGUUUCGAGCUUUGAAAAAAGACAGUAUGAAAGUACCUUUAGAUAGUAUCAACGUACCUUUGAAAAUGCAUGUAGUAGAAGUUGAGCGCCAAGGCAAGGCGUAAAUGUUUGUUGUUUAAAUCCAUCAAAUAUUUUUGCCUGCGCGCGAUUGGUCUAAACGCUUCACGCGAACUAAUAUUCCCCCGCGAAAACUGGGGAAUAUCCGAGGAUAUACGCCAAGUGAUAUAUUACCAAUUUACAAACCUUACGUGUGCUGCUAUCGCUCUCGGAAAACUGUUCUCAUCUCGUAAAUUAUAAUGUCCGCGGACAAAUACCCAGGCACAUUUUCGCGCCAAAUGGAAGCUAUUGUUUAUUUGGCCGGUUAAGAGGACUGUUUGAAAAAAAACUGUAAGAAACAUUUUCAAGUUUGGGUGACAGGUUUAACUGUACGGUCCGACCCCUAGCGAGGGCAUUUGUGUUCAGCUAUGGUCACAUCAAUCCUUCCGGAUGUUGUGUUUUUCGAAGCGACUAUGACAUGCAAAUACUUAUUCUGUGACUAUUCUGUUCUUAUGUUGUUCUUCAGGCCCUCAGAAGAACGAGAAAGAAUUGGACCCAAAGUUCCAGAGCAAGAUAAACCUCCCGAGGCGCAGUUACCACCGACCACAACUAUCCCGCCCCCUCCCUCCUUGAGUACCAUGACCCCAUCACGAGCGCCACCACCGCCCCCUAUGUCCGCGAUGAUGAAUCUGCCACCACCUCCCCCCAUGCUCCCCCCUGGUGCACCUCCACAGUUCAUGGGUAAGCAUCAUUGUUUACAGAAGUAAAUGUCUUAAGAGCAAAGCAUUUAAAUAAUACCAAGUGGUCUGUCCACGGGCGAUUUUCCAGAAAAGCUAUAUUUAAGAAUGACAAUCUAUGUUUUUCUGGUUUGUUGUUUAUGACGUGUGAAAAUGCGUUGUAUCUACUACUCAUAUCUCUGUGCUUUUUCAUUAUUUCAGCCAUUGAGCUUUCGUUGAUCGUUUAGGUGACAGAAAGCCAUUGUUCGAUUUUAUUGUGUAUUUAUGGAAAACACCAGUCAGAAAUUUAUGACUUUAUCUGUGAUACCUUGUGAUAGUUUGGACCACCUACUAUCGAGCAAGGCGAGUCAACAUGACUCUUGAUUUUACGGGAUGCUUGUGCAAGAGCGCCAAUGAAAGCCCGGUUGCUUUUCCUUUCCUUUCCUUUCCCAUUCCUUUGUGAGACUGCUACUGAUUUAAAGGGACCAACUCUAGGUUUCUGCCGUGAACGUUGUACAUUUUUUUCCAGACUAUAUUUCCCUUGGAUGCAUACCGACCGUCUAAAUAUUUAUUAUUUUUAUUUCUGUAUCCGUAGGUAUACCACCUCCGCCACCCCCGGGAGGUCUCCCGCGCAUGCCGCCUCCACCGUUUGUUAACCCCAAUCCUCCUGUUGCACCUCCCCUGCCAAGUAAGCGAGAUAUGGACGGAGAUGACGCGGCUGGUAAGAAGUCCAGGACUGAGCCGGCUGAAGCAAAUCUUGUUCCCGAGGAUCAGUUCCUCUCCUCCAACCCUAACCCGGUCACCUUUGGUGUCCAAAUCCCUAACAUGCCAGACAAGUCCGAGUGGAAAUUGGAUGGCAGCACAGUUCGUCUUACUUUGCCGCUGACGGAUCAGGUGAGUUAAGUAUGGGUCUGGUACCGAGAGAAUUGUAUUUUCGCGCGAGAAAGCUCUUAGGGAAACCACAAUAAUGUUCCGAUACCUGAGCGUUUAUUGAAAGGAUUGCUCUGGAAAGCAAAUUCAAUAAAAUCAUACAACGGCAGCCCUGCCGUCUUAGUACCGGCAACGGUGUUGUUGUUCUGGGCAAUUUGCAUGUCGUAAAACAAAAACUAUGUUUAUUAUCACGGCCAGUUAGAACAAACAAAAAUAUCUCAGGGAGCCAGUGAGAAUUCAAAAUGAACACAAAUGCUCUGGUUGUGUUUUUCUUCGUUCAGUGAUUGGCUAGGAAAACUCGUGCCACUCUUCUCAACCAAUCAGAUGCACAAACUAGCCAUGUCUCGGUGACGGGCAGUUUGCUUAAAUUUACUGUGAGUUUCCAUUGGCUCCUUAUCACAGUGCUCCUUUUAUUGUCUGAGGCUGUAAUGAUUACUUUGUUGCUGGGCUUACUACACUCAAGGGCCAUGGCGAAUUAUAGCAAAAUUAAUCCAAUCUCUUAUCACUUUGUACACUCAAUUUAAGGUUGCGAAAGCUUUCAAACGGUUAUCUUUCAUAGAACAGUUAGAGGCUUAGACAUAAGUGGCUGAAGCUGUUGUGUUUUGAGGAAACCUUGUUUUCUGAAUGCUUUAACUCUUACCCGUAAUUAUCACAUUACUUUCUCUUGACGAUUUCUUAAUACUGUUCUGUUUGUGCUAAUUUCUCGCUAGAUUUCUGUCAUCAAGGCUAAACUGCACGAGAUAACUGGUAUGCCAGCUGGAAAACAGAAACUACAGCUUGGGGUAAGAGUUAUUUAAUCUCUCUCUUUAGCUGGAUAGGACAGUUGUUAGUUGAAUGACCUGCCUUUACAGGAGUUUUCUUGACAGCGUAGAUGGAAAAAUAUGUCAAGUUUCUAUUAAGUAAGUUGCCACGUCUAAUACCAGUGCUUUGACGAGGAGACCUUUCAAGAACAAAAAAAUGGUAACAAGGAAAUUUGCUAGAGUAGAUGACUUCAUGAGGAAGCUUACCAAGGACGUGGUGGAAGGUUUUAGAAAAAUUCUGCUCUAGCUGGUUUUCCUUUAGUGUUUUUGAGUAGAUUACCUCGCUGAUUUGCGUGGUGCACCCGUCACAGUGUUUGAGUAGAUUCAAGUCAGCGUAAAAGAAAUUCCAUCUCGUUUUUCGUCCAAACUUUUGGCCUCUAACAAAAAUGUUAAUGGAUAAGUUAUCUGACAGAUGUAACUUGAAAGUCACGAACUCGUGUGCGACCUCCCAAAUAUUUUAUGUUGGCGACAGAUUAACCGGUUUAUCUGCUAUAAUUUAUCCGGUGAUAAAGCUUAUUAACUGCGUGGACAAUCCGCUUACGACUAGAUAUGCACUAAUUAGCGUGCGGACAAGUGCAAACAUUGACUCAAGGCAAACGAGCAAAUACGUACGUGACAGUUCACGACCGAGGCUGAAGGUAGUUGGUGUAAGAUGGCGAUUUCACUUCCCUUAAGUUAUUUUUCUCGUUCAAUUUCUUAUGCAACUCCUUAUUCUGAGAUUCGUGUCAGAAACAAGUCGCCAAAGAGUUAAGUUGUUUAUUUUGGCUCAGAAUCCGGCCGGAAAGGUCCAUUGUUUUCAUUCGUUUUCUUUUCUUUCUUUUUUAGAGGUCAAGUGCUUAUGGAGGCUUUAUUUUUUUUUUUCUUUUUCUUUGUACAUUCGUUUCUGUGAAGCACGAGGGAAAUCUAAACACGAUUUUUAUACGUUGCAUAUUUCUGAGAGGUCAUAUCUGCUUUAUAAUUUAGCAGUUUUGUCGGGAAAAGUGUGGUAAUUAAUUAGUUUAUCAUUUAAGCGAUUUUCCUAGUAUUAAAAUUUCCGCGUGAAAUAGAAGAGCAAAAAUUAAAGCUGAUAAAAUGGUUUAAGGGAGCGAGGUUUUGGCCAACCUUUUAAUACUUUCCGUAGGUGCGAAUUCAUCUCAUAUUUUCUUUAAAUCAUUUCAUCUGUCUUUUUGUCUCGUUCAGGGAAUUUUCAUCAAAGAUUCCAACUCGUUGGCAUAUUACAAUGUCACUCCAGCCAGUGUAGUGCAGCUACAACUCAAGGAACGUGGUGGACGAAAGAAAUAAAAGACUUUGCAGUCCCAGAAGCCGAAAAGUUGCCAAUUUCGUUCGGUUGUUUUUGUUUUACUGUAAAUGCUUUCUCAAGACAAGUCU